Molecule: messenger RNA, 261 nt
Organism: Paramuricea clavata
Lineage: Eukaryota; Metazoa; Cnidaria; Anthozoa; Malacalcyonacea; Plexauridae
Source: the annotation of a GenBank genome assembly
AUGACUGGCGAAAAAUACAAUUCUUCGUCAGCGGAAGCUGGUGCUUUUAACCAGUACUUUGCUUCCGUAUUUCUUCCUAAACCCCCCACUCCUCUGUGUACCACCUCCGUAUCAGUACAGGACCAACUUGAUACGAUUACUGUGACAGUCGAAGAAGUUAAUGCGUUGCUAUCCAACCUAUCAACAGCAAAGGCUACAGGUCCAGAUGGAAUUUCAGCCAGACUUUUGAAAGAGUGUUCAGGUGUGCUUGCUCCUCUCUAA